This is a messenger RNA of Fusarium oxysporum Fo47, 3084 nucleotides long. RefSeq names its product Rgp1-domain-containing protein. Gene Ontology annotation, cellular component: Ric1-Rgp1 guanyl-nucleotide exchange factor complex; Golgi membrane. NCBI's taxonomy places the organism in Eukaryota, Fungi, Ascomycota, Sordariomycetes, Hypocreales, Nectriaceae. The transcript is spliced from 2 exons. The record is from RefSeq and is a predicted model, not a curated record. The coding region runs from base 215 to 2680 and encodes 821 amino acids. Gene Ontology annotation, biological process: retrograde transport, endosome to Golgi.
CCUCCAUCUCCUUUCGCGGAAUACCCCAUGACGUUGCAGUUUAACUCCUCCCUCGAUGACCAGCUCUUCACUUUUCAUCAACAUUGUAUCGUCGCCGUCCUUGGGUCCUCCACCGCCUCGAACUCGAACAUGCACACGUAUAGAAAUGCUGCAUUUGCCGUCUCAUAACCGCCUCCACGUACGCGCUCGUCGCUGAGCGGCCUCCUUACCCGCAAUGGCUCCUGAAGCUCCCAGCAACAUCCGUGUCUUCAUACGCUGGCAUGAUCAGACUGUCUUCGCCGGCGAGGAAGUCAAAUGUACGAUUACUUUUAAGAACGCGGCACCAAUACCAGGCCAGCCGAAACCACAGCCGCAACAAUCGGAACGAAGUCGACUGGCCUCGCCUUUGCAUGGUCGCCCCAAGUUAAACCAAGGAUUGACGCCACCGCCGUCAGCAUCUUCCGGCAGAGGGCAUCGUCGUUCUGCCCUUUCUUUAAGCGUUCCUGCAUCGCAAUCACAUAGCCGUACUGGCUCAGUCCAAUGGCCUUCAUCAGCAGGCUCGAGUGAUGGUCGCUCAAGCCACUCUCAUAAGCGCUCUGUUUCCAUUGUCUCGAUAGGAUCCAAUAACACCGUGGAAGACCACACACAACGAAGCGAUUUGCCGUCGCGACCUCAAAGACCGCACCGAGGCCAUGGGCGAGCCUCAAGUUUACAGAUCAUUCCUCGAGCGCAGGGCCAGCUCCCAACCGGGCCUCAUUCCGCAUCCUUUUCUCCUCGUCUCUCGAGCUCUCCUUUGUUUCACGCAUCAUAUCCUCCACCUGAUCGAUUCGGUCGCAUAUCUCGACCGCCAACAACUCCUCACACACCUAUUACAGCCGGCCAACGAAGAUCAUCGCCGCAACAAAUGCCGGAAAAUCCAAUGCCGGAAUUUCGCUUCCCUGCCGCUCCCUCACCUGCUCGAGAAGUACGCCCAAGUUUAUCUAGACGAUCAACAAACGAAAACAUGCUCAGCCCUAGGAACGCUGUGGGCGAUUCCAGCGGACUGUCAAUGCGCCUCAAGGACGGCGUUCCGACGAUCAAUGAGCAGCCUGCACCCGCGGCCCGCAUUCUCGCAAGCAGCGGCGUCCUCGGAGGCACACCGCGGAGUAGUGGAGAGUUUUAUUCUGUCAGCAAUAACUCGUCAGAAACCCUGGUAUCGGAAUACGUGACACAGCAGCCAACUAAUCGUGGACACGCACGCCCACUUAGGAGAAGCCUUGGUAUGCCAGCGCCACAGUCGAGAGCGCCUGAAUCUUUGAUGAUGGGUUAUGCUCAAUUACACGGCUCAUUCUCGUUAGACGGGUCCCUUGUCAGUCUCAGCCAAUUUGACCAAGUCAAAAAGAAGGCUAUAGUUGGCCAAGGUGGUGGCGUCGUUGGUCUCGAGUCCAAACGCGACAGCGGUCUUCUGGGGGGAUUUGGAUGGGGUCGCAUCAGCAGCUCCCUGGGCGAUUUCUUAGGUGGAGGGGAGCUCAGCACAAUCAAGGAGAUGCGAGGGGUUGCAAACUCGAAAUCUGUGCCUCUCUUGACUACACCACAGUCCAUUUUAUUUGUUGAUCUGCAGCUUGCACCAGGAGAGAGUCGAGUUUUCGAGUACUCUUUUCGACUGCCCAAAGGGCUUCCUCCGUCCCAUCGCGGAAAGGCCGUCAAAAUCACAUAUAGCUUGGUUAUUGGCACGCAGAGGGCUGGAGGAACAAAGGAGCAGCAAGUGAAGUCUGUUGAAGUUCCUUUCCGCGUAUUGGGAAGUGUUAACAGCCACGGUGAGAUAUUGGGACAUGACCUGAUGAACCCUUACAUCCUAUUGCGGGACCAGGCCCAAGUGAAAAGCCCCUCGAGCAGUGAUAAGGGAUCAAAAACCAACGGCAAUGGAGCCAAAGGACAACAAACUGCCCUGAAUGACUUUUUAUUUUACGUGGAAGACCUGGUCCACCGACCACGAGAUGAGAGUGGCAGUAUUCUUCUUUCUCCGGCCGCUGGUAACUCUAGGCGACCAUCGGCAUUCGAGGAAGCCAGCAACGCACACGAUGCUAUUCAUAUGGCAAUCAUGAGAAGCAAUAUGACCUCUGGCGGGCAACAGAGCCCGAACCGAUUCGAAAUUGCACGAAAUGGGCAAAGGGUUGGUGUAGUGAUGCUCACGAGGCCUGCCUACCGACUAGGGGAAGUUGUGACAAUGGCCAUCGACUUUACAGACGCUGAUAUUCCGUGUUACGCCGUGCAUACUACAUUGGAAACAUCAGAGAAAGUGGACCCGUCGUUGGCAAUAAGAUCAGAGUCGAGCAUCCACCGAGUGACCCGGAAAGUUUAUUCGUCUUCAUCUGAAGCAACAUUGUACUCACGACGAGUCACCUUCAAGCCAACGAUUCCCAUCACUGCAACUCCUGAGUUCGUUACCAGUGGUGUCAGCUUGGAAUGGAAGAUUCGUAUCGAGUUUGUGGUGCCUUCCACCGGAAGUGAUUCCCCCGCUGAACACGAAAGACCAGCAUACCACCCAUUACUGGAGCAGAUUUCACAAGAUGAAAAGGGAGGGACGGUCCUGGUGGCAGUAGAAAAUCUAAUAUGUGAGAGUUUUGAGAUCGCCGUACCUCUACGUGUUUACGGCGCAGUUGGAACAGGACUAGAGCGGCUUGAGCGGGACGAGGCUUCUGAAGAAGGCCUUGCUGUAUGAUGAAAGUUGGACUAACCAUAUAUUUGGUGCUGGGUGUUGGAUAUUUACUACUAUGGGAUCUGAAACAGCUCGGUUUAUAAGACAAGGAGCUUGUUGCAAAUAGAAUAUCGGAGUUUGUAUGACAGAUCAAAAAGAGCGGGAGCACUGGUAAUUGAAGAAAUUAACUUGUUCUGGUAAGCAUGAGCCAUUAGCGUCAGGGAUUUUGCGAAAUGGAUGUCCCCAAGGGUUGUUUGUGAGCCUUGAAGCUGUGUUGCCAAAUAAUAGACCAACUGUGAUGAAGACGCGUUCGAGUCUUAAGGCGGUUGUCAAAACGGAACUGUGCACAGAUGGAUUCCCUCGUUUAAGAGCUAGGGCUCAUGGAUUGACUAGCUUCCCAAUGGCCAAUGCUAGGACUCUAAACCGAG